AAACCGACGAGGAUGAACCAAGGACCUACAAAUGGCCGCUGAGGCCCCGCAACUUCGGUUGAUUGGAGCUUAGCGACGACUGCGACGACCCCCGCGGCUUCCCUAUCACACAGCAAGAGCGACGAGCGAUGGCUCCGAGGCCCUCCUUCGUCCUCGCCCGAUAGUCAAAGAACCCGAGAGACCCCCCACCCAUUUCCUCGUUCUUCCCAAAAUUGCCGAUCAAAGCGGCGUCAAGGAGCGAAAUUGAUCCCGGUUUCGGGCACCCAAUGGCCCAGAACUCCAGACCCAGAAGCGUCCUCGAUUCCCUGGGCGAGGAAAUCGUCCGGAUCGUCACGCCCGUCUCGAUUUGCAUGUUCUUGGUGGUGAUCUUGGUCUCCGUGCUGGGCUCCUCGUCUUCCUCGUCGUCCAUGUCGGGCUCCUCCAUGGCCACGAUCGCGUACUCCGAGUCCGACUCGGACUCGGACUCGUCCUGGGACAAGUUCAUAGGUGCGCUUUGGAACUCCCUCGCAUUUGUGGCCGUCGUCACCGUGGUCACUUUCGUGUUGGUGCUCUUGUUUUACCUGAGAUGCACUCGGUUCUUGAAGUUCUACAUGGGUUUCUCGGCUUUUAUCGUCUUAGGCUUCCUGGGAGGUGAAAUCGCUUUGUUCCUCAUCCAAGAUUUCAGUAUCCCAGUUGAUUGUAUCACGUUUUUCCUGGUUUUGUUUAAUUUCGCUGUUGUGGGUGUCUUGGCCGUGUUCGUGUCGAAGAUGGCCAUUCUCGUGACGCAAGGGUAUUUGGUGGUUAUUGGCAUGUUGGUUGCUUAUUGGUUUACUAUGCUGCCCGAAUGGACUACUUGGGUUCUAUUGGUUGCUAUGGCACUGUAUGAUCUUGCUGCUGUUCUGUUGCCCGUGGGGCCAUUGAGGCUCUUGGUGGAGCUCGCGAUUUCCAGGGAUGAAGAUAUUCCUGCACUGGUUUACGAGGCGAGGCCGGUGACUCAUAGCGAUUCAGGUCAUGAGAGCGGUGUAGUUCAAAGAAGAGUGUGGAGAGAGAGGCAAAGUUCUGCUCAUGAUCCAGUUGAGCCUCCUAAUUUAAAUUCCUCCAAUGCCAAUGCCGUGCCCAUUGCAAACCAAAACACCAGCCCUGGUAGUUUGUCUGUUAAUAGUGUCCAUAAUGUCACAAAUUCAGUUGCAGCCCCAGAGAGACCGUCACCAGACCGUGAAGGAGAAAGUGAACUUUCUGCACCAUUGAUCGACCACAGAAUAAACGUCAGUCCUCGGGGCAAUGAAGAUGCUAUACCGAGUGAGAAUUUGGUGCUAGAGGGUAUUGGCCUCGGUUCUUCCGGUGCUAUAAAGCUUGGUCUAGGCGACUUCAUCUUCUACAGUGUUUUAGUGGGUAGAGCAGCCAUGUAUGAUUUCAUGACGGUGUAUGCCUGUUACCUUGCCAUUAUAGCUGGACUAGGUAUUACAUUGAUGCUGCUGGCAUUUUAUCAGAAGGCCCUGCCGGCUCUUCCGGUGUCAAUACUGCUAGGGGUGUUGUUUUAUGUAUUGACUAGGUUCUUACUUGAAAUAUUUGUUGUACAAUUAUCCUCAAACCUCUUGAUGUUCUAGAAUUCAAAUUUCCCCAUUUUUCUAUCAUUGGUACCAAUUUGUUCAGCAAUAAUAUGUACUUUGUGGUGAUUACGUGCUA
Molecule: messenger RNA, 1665 nt
Organism: Syzygium oleosum
Lineage: Eukaryota; Viridiplantae; Streptophyta; Magnoliopsida; Myrtales; Myrtaceae
Product: presenilin-like protein At2g29900
Exons: 1
Coding region: 267-1586 (439 amino acids)
Biological process (GO): protein processing
Cellular component (GO): membrane; nucleus
Molecular function (GO): aspartic endopeptidase activity, intramembrane cleaving
Source: RefSeq, a predicted model, not a curated record